GCACUGAAGCCUGGUUUCAGCCCAGCUCAGAAGCUCCUGCUCGAGUCUCUCCUUCUUUCAAGGACACGGAGGCACAGGCUGCCUGACCAUGGCUACCACAUUCCUGCAAACUUCUUCCACCUUUGGCGGUGGCUCGACCCGAGGGGGUUCCCUCCGUGCUGGCGGAGGCAGCUUUGGUGGAGGGAGUCUCUAUGGGGGUGGUGGGAGCCGAAGUCUCUCUGCUUCUUCUGCUAGGUUUGUCUCCUCGGGGGCAGGAGGGGGAUAUGGAGGCGCUAUGAGUUGUGGUUUUGGUGGUGCUGGUAGCGGUUUUGGUGGAGCCUUCGGUGGGGGUUUUGGCGGUGGCUUUGGUGACUUUGGUGGCGGCGAUGGAGGUCUCCUUUCUGGCAAUGAGAAGAUCACCAUGCAGAACCUCAAUGACCGCCUGGCAUCCUACCUGGACAAGGUGCGUGCCCUGGAGCAGGCUAACACGGAGUUGGAGGUGAAGAUCCGAGACUGGUACCAGAAGCAGAGCCCAGCCAGUCCAGAGCGAGACUACAGCCACUACUUCAAGACCAUAGAAGAGAUCCGGGACAAAAUACUGGCUGCCACCAUCGACAACUCACGUGUCAUCCUGGAGAUUGACAAUGCCAGGCUGGCAGCGGAUGACUUCAGGCUCAAGUAUGAGAAUGAGCUGGCCCUGCGCCAGAGCGUGGAGGCUGACAUCAACGGCCUGCGCAGGGUCCUGGAUGAGCUGACCCUGGCCAGGACUGACCUGGAGAUGCAGAUUGAGCAAUUGAAUGAGGAGCUGGCCUACCUGAAGAAAAACCACGAGGAGGAGAUGAAAGAGUUCAGCAGUCAGCUGGCUGGCCAGGUCAACGUGGAGAUGGACGCAGCACCUGGGGUGGACCUGACCCACGUGCUGGCUGAGAUGAGGGAACAGUAUGAGGCCAUUGCAGAGAAAAACCGCCGGGAUGCAGAGGCUUGGUUCUUCAGUAAGACUGAAGAGCUGAACAAGGAGGUAGCCUCCAAUACAGAAAUGAUCCAGACCAGCAAGACGGAGAUCACAGACCUGAGACGCACCAUGCAGGGGCUAGAGAUCGAGCUGCAGUCUCAACUCAGCAUGAAAGCCGGGCUGGAGAACUCUCUGGCAGAGGUGGAGUGCCGCUACGCCACACAGCUGCAGCAGAUCCAGGGACUCAUCAGCAGCCUGGAGGCCCAGCUGAGCGAGCUCCGCAACGAGAUGGAAGCUCAGAACCAGGAGUACAACAUGCUGCUGGACAUCAAGACUCGGCUGGAGCAGGAGAUCGCCACCUACCGCAGCCUGCUCGAGGGCCAGGAUGCCAAGAUGGCUGGCAUUGGUGUCAGGGAAGCCUCCCUGGGAGGUGGCGGCGGCGGUGGCAGCAGCAGCAGCAAUUUCCACAUUAGUGUGGAGGAAUCAGUCGAUGGAAAGGUGGUUUCUUCCCGGAAGAGAGAAAUCUAAGUAUCUGGUGUAGGA
This is a messenger RNA of Myodes glareolus (Bank vole), 1474 nucleotides long. It is a transcript of the gene Krt15, whose product is annotated as keratin 15. Gene Ontology annotation, molecular function: structural molecule activity. Gene Ontology annotation, cellular component: cytoskeleton. NCBI's taxonomy places the organism in Eukaryota, Metazoa, Chordata, Mammalia, Rodentia, Cricetidae. Gene Ontology annotation, biological process: intermediate filament organization; epithelial cell differentiation. The record is from RefSeq and is a predicted model, not a curated record.